This is a messenger RNA of Morone saxatilis (striped sea-bass), 2524 nucleotides long. It is a transcript of the gene prepl, whose product is annotated as prolyl endopeptidase like. The transcript is spliced from 15 exons. NCBI's taxonomy places the organism in Eukaryota, Metazoa, Chordata, Actinopteri, Moronidae. The record is from RefSeq and is a predicted model, not a curated record. Gene Ontology annotation, biological process: proteolysis. Bases 261 to 2408 code for a protein of 715 amino acids. Gene Ontology annotation, molecular function: serine-type endopeptidase activity. Gene Ontology annotation, cellular component: Golgi apparatus; cytoskeleton.
UUGUUUAGGAAAUUAGGCACGUGCGUAGAAUUUGCUGGUUGUUGUCAACGGCCGACCAACGGCCGACCAACGGCAGAUGUUUUUUAAAAUAACAACACAAUAAAUAUUACAGGUUGAAGUAACAGUAACAAAUAGUAACAGUGCUGCUUUCCUUUAUGAAACGUGUCGCGGUGACUGACAGUACUUAACAGUGGCAGCUAAAAGCCAAACCGCUCCUGUGUGUUAACUUACUUCAGCUGAUUAGCCGUUAAACGUUGGUGAUGGCCGUCCUCUCGUCUGCUCGUCUCCUCACAACGUCCCGGUUACGAUUAUGGGAGCUCGUCGUUUGUAAACGGAGAACAUGGCUCUCUCUGUCCGUCCAACGGUGUUACACGUCGGACACUUCAAAGUCAUCAGCUGAUCAUCUUGAGAGGUAUAAGGAAUUGCAGAGGUAUUUUAAAAGGAGACUGACGGCUACAUACCACAAGUUCUCCAACAUACCUGAUCACUCAGCGGUCUGUGGACAUCACCAUGUGUAUUUCGUUGAAGGCGAUGGUAUCUACAGAGUGGACAAGAGACAGAGUGAGCCAGAGCAGGUGUUAAAUCUAGGACAAGUCUCUGGACAGGAGGAGAAGAGUGGAGUUGAUAAUGAAGAGAGGAAGCCGAGGUUUCAUUGGACUGUCCAGAGAAUACGUCUAUCCCCACAGGAAAAGCAUCUUGCUGCCACACUAAAAACUAAUCACAGUGAAGAGCUGAGGUGUGUGGUUGUGAGGCUUGGACAGAUCAAUUCCCCUUCUCCGGAUCCCCCACACCUCGUGUUCACACUGGACAAAGUCUUCAGCUUUGAGUGGGUUACAGACGAGGUCCUGUUUUACACGACUUUGGAGGAUCUACGCUGCAGCAGAGUGUUUCGUCUGGACCUGACCUCCAAUGGAAGCAGGAUAACCUCUGUGUAUGAGGAAACACAUCCUGAUGUGUUUGUGGAGGUUGUGCUUUCCAGAAACCGACAGAUACUGACCAUCAACUGCAACAGCAGGACCAGUUCAGAGGUGCUGCUAAUUGAUACAACAUCCCAUUUAAAGCCUUUCCUGGUUCAGCCACGCCAACAGGACCUCCUGUACCAUGUGGAGCACUGGAGAAGGUGGCUGAUUAUACUGGCUAACACAGGGCCUGGGCAGGAAUAUCAGGUGGUGCAGGCCCCUCUCUCGGAGCCAUCCAUGGUCUCCUGGGUGACUUUGUUUACCCCUGGCCCCGGCACUGCAGUCAAAGACAUGGACGUGGUUGGAGACCACUGUGUAUUGGUUGCAAGAACACCAGCCGGUGAACUCGUUCUGAUCGUGGUCUCGCUGACCCAUCCCAAGGAAGCAUACACUGUACAGCUCCCCUCCUGGACCUGUGCCAUAAAUCCCAAGAAACCAGACAUGGCCGACCAACGCAGGCUGUUCGAGUUCUUGAUCUCAUCUCCAGUACACUCACCGGUGCCCUACUGUCUAUACCCCGAGGAUGGGCUGCUUUUAUCGGGCACCAAAGAUGGGUCCUCCCCAGAGAACCAGGGAAACUAUACCACCACACGCUUAGAGGCCUACAACCAAGAUGGUACCUUGGUGCCAAUAACCCUCUUUCAUACGGUUCCUGUGGAGGGUUUGAAACAGGCGCCACUACUGGCCCAUGUAUACGGAGCUUAUGGCAGAGAUCUGAACAUGGAGUUCAGCCCAGAGAAAAGGCUGCUGUUGGAGAAGGGCUGGGCUAUGGCCUACUGCCACAUCAGAGGUGGAGGAGAACGUGGUCUGUCCUGGCAAAGACAGGCUCGUGUGGAGGGGAAGCAGAAAGGAGUGGAGGACCUCCAAGCCUGUCUCGGUCACCUUUUCUCUUUAGGAGUCUCCUCUCCUUCACUCACUGCCCUUACAGCCUGCAGUGCUGGGGCUGUGCCAGUGGGAGCGCUGUGCAACAAACACCCACACAUGAUGCGGGCUGUCACACUGCAGGCUCCUUUCCUGGAUGUGUUGGGAACCAUGGAGGAUCCCAGUCUGCCUCUCACUUUGGAGGAUAGAGAAGAAUGGGGAGACCCAGUAGGAAACCCAAAACACAGACUCACCGUCUCCUCCUACUGUCCCCUUCACAACAUUACUCCUCAGUGCUACCCAUCAAUUCUGCUGACGGCCUACAGCGGCGAUACCAGGGUUCCUCUGGCAGGUGUCCUUAAAUACACAGAGCAGUUAAAGAACGCCAUUCACACAUACAUCACCAUGAAGCCAAAGUCAGAAUGUGAACCAGCACCAAACAUAGUUCUGAAUAUCCAAUCUGGAGCAAAUCACCUCGGACCAGAAGACUUUGAGCUGAUGCUGGAGGAGGAAGCCCUCAGGCUCUCAUUCCUAUACACGGAGUUGGGCCUGGACCCUCCUCAGCCUUCACGCAAGAGGAAGAGAUAGUAAGGCUGUCAGGAAUCAAAUGACAAUGACCCAAACAUCGACCACAACAACUAGGAGGACACAAUGGUGCCCAAAUAUUUAACAAUACCAGUGGAAGAAAAGACAACUUCAACAGU